AAAGCCGCGAAGGCGGCCUUCCCCACAUCUUCCAGCACCUGAGCGCGCGAACGCAUCUCACUCAGGCCCAGACGCGGACUUCUUCUCCCCGGGUCCUGGUCCUGCAUCCUCUCCCACAGCCUCCGUUAGGGGGUGGGAAAGGACGUUUUGCCAUAGGUCACUGAGGCCACCAUCUGCUCUCUUACUGGCCAAGGCCGAAAAAAGGUAGUCCUCCCAUUCGCUAGAGGGCAAACCCCACAAGCCUAUUGGCUGCGCCGUCCGCGGGCCUUGGUCCGCUUUGAGGCUGGCGGCGGCUGCGAGAGGAGGGCGGGCGGGAGGCUAACUGUUGUCGUGGUUACGCGGAGGCACGUGUGCAGUCCCGGAAGCGGCGCGAGGAAGCAGCUCCGCGCGCGCCGCGGGAGGAGGUGCCGCCCGGUCCGCUCGUUGGGCCAUGGAGUCGUUGCCUGAGCCCGCGUCCCGUUGUCUUUUGCUUCUCUCCUUGCUGCUGCUGCUGGCCCCGGAGCUGGGCCCAAGCCAGGCAGGAGCUGAGGAGAACGACUGGGUUCGCCUGCCCAGCAAAUGCGAAGUGUGUAAAUAUGUUGCUGUGGAGCUGAAGUCAGCCUUUGAGGAAACCGGCAAGACCAAGGAGGUGAUUGGCACAGGCUAUGGCAUCCUGGACCGGAAGGCCUCUGGAGUCAAAUACACCAAGUCGGACUUGCGGUUAAUUGAAGUCACUGAGACCAUUUGCAAGAGGCUCCUGGAUUAUAGCCUGCACAAGGAGAGGACCGGCAGCAACCGAUUUGCCAAGGGCAUGUCAGAGACCUUUGAGACAUUACACAACCUGGUACAUAAAGGGGUCAAGGUGGUGAUGGACAUCCCCUAUGAGCUGUGGAACGAGACUUCUGCAGAGGUGGCUGACCUCAAGAAGCAGUGCGACGUGCUGGUAGAAGAGUUUGAGGAGGUGAUCGAGGACUGGUACAGGAACCACCAGGAGGAGGACCUGACCGAAUUCCUCUGCGCCAACCACGUGCUGAAGGGAAAGGACACCAGUUGCCUGGCAGAGCAGUGGUCUGGCAAGAAGGGAGACACAGCCGCCCUGGGAGGGAAGAAGUCCAAGAAGAAGAGCAGCAGGGCCAAGGCAGCAGGUGGCAGGAGUAGCAACAGCAAACAAAGGAAGGAGCUGGGUGGCCUUGAGGGAGAUCCUAGCCCCGAGGAGGAUGAGGGCAUCCAGAAGGCAUCUCCUCUCACACACAGCCCCCCUGAUGAGCUCUGAGCCCACCCAGCGUCUUCUGUCCUGAGACCCCUGAUUUUGAAGCUGAAGAGUUGGGGGCACGGCUUUGGCAGGCCAGGAUGGCCCCACAGGCUUCAGGCCCUCCUUGCCUUGGCUGUGCCCUUUUCUACCACGGAAAGACACAAGCCCCUGGAAGAACUCAGAGCUGCCAUGGGCAGCCCACACCAGCCUUUCCCCUCCCCAGGCAUUUUUCUCCUGACAUGGGCUUCAGGCAGGCCUUGUGGUUUCAGGACUUCGAGGACUCCAGUAUGAACUCAGGAGGGGCAGGUGUCUGAGCCGGGCACCAGGACUGGAGCCCCUCCAGGGUCCAAGAGGAGAGCACGCUCACCUCCCCUCAACCCUGCCCCACAGGGAACUGAGACUGCAGCCCUCUGUAGCUCCUCUCUGCUCACCUCUCUGCUGAGGAGGGGGAGGCUAAGCCCACCCACUGUCAGGAACGCAAGUGUGGGGAGGGCCCAGGGUUGUCUUGGGGUGAGGGGAGGCAUGGGCCGAGGGUAAGGCCCAGUGCAGUGCACUGACCUUCCGCUGCUCACUUGUGUCCUGGGCACCUGGCUGCCUGCCUUCCCUCCCUCUCUCCCGCCACUCCCCUCCCCCACAAGGCCUCCCAUUUGUUGCGUAAAGUGUGUUUACCCAGCCAGUUCCUGCCUUUGCGCCUACUUCCACCUGGCCCUGCCUGUGGGUCUUGAACCUUGUUCUUUGAUGACCACACUGGUCACUCUGCUGUUUCUAGCUGUCCUGCCUGGAGUGCAGAUGGGAGGACACCCAGCUCCCAACACUACCUGGUCACACCAUGUUCCUCAGGGCCAGAGGAGGAGCAGGGAGGCCGGCCUCUAGGGAGAAGGGGUGGGAAGCUCAGGCUCCUCUCAGAUUGUCCUGAAGGGAGGGAUCAGGGCAGUUGGUACAGUAGUGAUGACAGUUGUAUGUAUUCACAGUGCUUUACCUUUUACCAUUACCACACACUUGUGAGGUGCGCUGUUAGCCUCACUGCAUAGAGGAGAAAACAGGCUAGAGUCAAGUGACCGUGGAGUCAAGGUCCUGGUGAGGAGUGGUAUUGCUGGGAGCACACCCUGGUGUUCAGGUCCAAGUCCAUGGUACUUCCAUUCUCCACAGCUGCCAGGCUCUUCCCCAAACUCCUGGCACUGACAGUGUGGUUCGAAUUGAACUGGUUUGGUUUCUUGGGCUUAACCUGUCACCACCACCAGGAUUCUUAAAAGGCAAAUAGGAAGCAGAUGUGUCUUCUUGGAAGGAAAGAAUGGCAGGAAGUCCCACCGGAGCUCUGCUCAAAUCAGAUCCCCUGUGAGCACCCACAAUGCAGCUCCACCUCACACUUCCCGGCCGAUCCCAGUAGGUAGAAGGGAUACACUGCUGAAGCCUCCCUGCAUCCAGUGAGCUGCUCUGGGGGCUGAACUCCCCUGGGAGUGAGUGGCUCCCUCCCACGGGUUAGGGCAGUCAAAGCCAUAGAGAAUGGAACAUAGUGGGAUCUGUCUCUCCUUUGGCUAUUGAGGAUGAUCCCAGAUCCUGGGAAAAUGAUACUGUUUUGGUCCAGCCCCCAUCUCGGCGUCUCCAGGAUGGAUGUUCCCUCUGUUAAAGGGGCUGGUGAGCAGUGAGAUUCUACUCUAGA
Molecule: messenger RNA, 2891 nt
Organism: Sapajus apella (tufted capuchin)
Lineage: Eukaryota; Metazoa; Chordata; Mammalia; Primates; Cebidae
Gene: CNPY3
Product: canopy FGF signaling regulator 3
Exons: 6
Coding region: 431-1252 (273 amino acids)
Cellular component (GO): endomembrane system
Molecular function (GO): signaling receptor binding
Source: RefSeq, a predicted model, not a curated record